GCCAAGGCAUUGCAAAUGUCCAACAGCAGCUCCAUCAGGCACUUCUUCCUGCUGGCAUUGGCAGACACGCGGCAGCUGCAGCUCCUGCACUUCUGCCUCUUGCUGGGCAUCUCCCUGGCUGCUCUCCUAGGCAACAGCCUCAUCAUCAGUGCCAUAGUCUGCGGCCACCACCUGCACACACCCAUGUUCUUCUUCCUGCUCAACCUGGCCCUCGCUGAUCUGGGCUCCAUCUGCACCACUGUCCCCAAAGCUAUGCACAAUUCCCUCUGGGACACCAGGAACAUCUCCUACUCAGGAUGUGCUGCACAGGUGUUUUUCUUUAUGUUUUUCAUCACAGCAGAAUUUUAUCUGCUGACCGUCAUGAGCUACGACCGCUACGUGUCCAUCUGCAAACCCCUGCACUAUGGGACCCUCCUGGGCAGCAGAGCUUGUGCCCACAUGGCAGCAGCUGCCUGGGCCAGUGUCUUUCUCUAUUCACUGUUGCACACGGCCAGUACAUUUUCUCUGCCCCUGUGCCAUGGCAAUGCCCUGGGCCAGUUCUUCUGUGAAAUUCCCCAGAUCCUCAAGAUUUCCUGCUCCAAACCCUAUAUCAGGGAACUGCUGCUCAUCACAGCUAGUGUGUGUUUAGGAUUUGGAUGUUUUGUAUUCAUGGUUUUCUCCUAUGUGCAGAUUUUCAGGGCUGUGCUGAGGAUCCCCUCUAAACAGGGACGGCACAAAGCCUUUUCCACAUGCCUCCCUCACCUGGCUGUGGUUUCCCUCUUCCUCAGCACUGCCAUGUUUGCCUACCUGAAGCCCCCCUCCAUGUCCUCCCCAUCCCUGGAUCUAACAGUGUCAGUUCUGUACUCAGUGGUGCCUCCAGUCCUGAACCCCCUCAUCUACAGCCUGAGAAACCAGGAGCUCAAGGCUGAAGUGUGGAGACUGAUGACUGGAUGCUUUCAGGAACAUUAA
Molecule: messenger RNA, 948 nt
Organism: Melospiza melodia melodia
Lineage: Eukaryota; Metazoa; Chordata; Aves; Passeriformes; Passerellidae
Product: olfactory receptor 14C36-like
Exons: 1
Coding region: 16-948 (310 amino acids)
Biological process (GO): G protein-coupled receptor signaling pathway
Cellular component (GO): membrane
Molecular function (GO): G protein-coupled receptor activity; olfactory receptor activity; odorant binding
Source: RefSeq, a predicted model, not a curated record